Sphenostylis stenocarpa is the source of this 1233-nucleotide messenger RNA. The record is from the annotation of a GenBank genome assembly. NCBI's taxonomy places the organism in Eukaryota, Viridiplantae, Streptophyta, Magnoliopsida, Fabales, Fabaceae.
AUGCACCAUCGUACCAUAUGCAAGGGAAAAAGAUAUGAUGUAUUGGUUGGAGGAACUCCCACCAAUCGAAUUGAUGCAUGUGUAUGGGCAGAGAAAAAUAUUAUAUCUUCUUCCAACUCUCGGACCCUCUCAAGUAACAAACAAGAUUUCGCUCACGCACUCUCUUCUCUCUUCGUUCUCUUCAAAAUGCCAUCUCAGAUUUUUCCCACACCCAAUCGUUCUCUUGAUUCCGCCUUCUCCACUCCUUCCUCCGCACUCCUCCGACCCAAACAAGACGACGACAAUGAUCCCUCCGCCAGCCUCCUCCACCAUUCUCCCCCAACCUUCCGAGACAUGUCCCUCAAGCCACCCUUGCCCAGGGCUUCCAGUUUCACCACCUCCCGCAACAAACCCUCCCGCCCUCCCCACACUUUCAACCAGAAACGCCGCCGCCGUGCCGCCAGCCAGGACUCCCUCCCCUCCGUCUCCGAUCAACCUGCCACCGCCACCCGCUCCUCAUUCGGGCGCGAUGUCGCCGCCGAGACCUUUCUCUUGACUCGCCUUGGCUUCAAGAUGCUUGGCUACCUCGGUUUGUCUGGCUCUGAGACACUUGUGGGUCCAAUCCGGAUUUGGGUAGGCUACAAAUGGAUUACUAGAUUUCUUGCCCUUGGAUGUUAUGCACUACUUCUUUUUCCAGGCUUUAUUCAAGUUGGAUAUUACUAUUUCUUCUCCAAUCAGAUACGCAGAAGCAUAGUUUAUGGAGAUAAACCGCGAAAUAGGCUUGACUUGUAUUUACCUAAAAAUAGCAAUGGUCCAAAACCUGUUGUAGCUUUUAUUACUGGUGGAGCCUGGAUUAUUGGUUACAAAGCAUGGGGUUCUCUUUUAGGUCAACAGUUAUCAGAGAGAGAUAUCAUUGUGGCAUGCAUUGAUUACAGAAAUUUUCCCCAGGGAACCAUCAGUGAUAUGAUAGCUGAUUCUUCUCAAGGCAUCUCAUUUGUGUGCAACAAUAUUGCAGAAUAUGGAGGUGAUCCCAACAGAAUUUACCUAAUGGGGCAAUCAGCUGGAGCACAUAUUGCUGCAUGUGCAAUUGUGGAGCAGGCAAUCAAAGAGGCAGGUGAAGGAGAGAGUACAUGUUGGAGUCUUUCCCAGAUUAAGACUUAUUUUGGUUUAUCUGGAGGUGUCGCAACUGUAAUGGGUUUCAGAAAUAGGAAGAUUCUGUUUGUUCCUGGCAAGCAUGAAGAAUUGCCAGUCUAG